AUGAUGCAAACUGUAACCCAUUUGAAAGGUGCACGAAUCUCAUUUGCGUUCCAACUAAUGAUGAUUGUCCUGAUGAGUGUAACAUGUACCACUGGUGUACUGACCAGGGGAUAUGCGUUCCUAAUAUGGGUUUACCAUGUGCUGUUGAGAUGGGAUGGAUUCCGUUCGGUACUUCGUGCUAUAAGACGGAAUGGUGGACUUAUGUACUGGAAUGGCCUCAACGUGACUGGAAGGUGGGCCGAUGGUACCGUAGUGGGUUUUACUAAUUGGCGAGCGAGCCAACCGGAUGGAUGUUGUCCUUUUUUUCCGAGACCGCAGUGCGUGUUAGUGAACUUUGCGAACAACAGAGGCCUAUGGGAUGAUGCCGGAUGCUUUUUGAAUCCUACCGUUAACUCUAUUCGUAGUGUGUGCAAGAAAGCACAGGGGUUGAUUCCAGUACCCCCUCCUGAUGUAGCCCCGCGCGUUUGCGAACGAGGAUGGACGCUAAAUGGAAGAUUUUGCUACCAAGCGGUCUCGUUCGUCGAGCUGGUGGAACGAGAUAUUGGAUUGGUCUUCAACAUUUCGCUGGCCAAAGUCGGUGGACUGAUGGAACUCCUUUCAAUUUCUCGAAAUGGCGCAUUUCUCAGCCAGAUGGCUGCUGCGGCGAAUAUGUACACUGUGCUUUUGCUAAUUAUGUGGGUGAUAAUGGAAUGUGGGAUGACACAGGAUGCCGAACCUCCGGCACUCAAAUCCAAUUUUUUUUUGUUUGCAAGAAAAGACAGGUGA
Messenger RNA from Anisakis simplex (herring worm), 765 nucleotides. NCBI's taxonomy places the organism in Eukaryota, Metazoa, Nematoda, Chromadorea, Rhabditida, Anisakidae. The record is from the annotation of a GenBank genome assembly.